AUGGACGACCCUGAGUUCGAUACGCAGACCGAUCUCCAAACGCAGAGUAUCUUGCUCGCCGCUGCAAACCACGACAUCGCCUCCCUUCGCAACCUUCUUCGCAACUCCUCCGCAAAUGUCCAAGAUUCCGAGACAGGCUUUACACCUCUGCACGCUGCGAUCGCUGCCUGUGGGCCUGACGAAGAUGACUUAAAGCAAGUCAAUGGGAACAAAAACGGAGAUGCGCCUGAAGAAUCGAAGGAUGAGAUGGACAGCGCUGUAAAGACCAUCAAGUUCCUGUUCGAGAACGGUGCGAUAUGGAAUGAUCUGGAUUCAAAUGGCGAGACACCGGGAUGCAUAGCGCACAGAUUGGGUCUGAAGGAGCUGUAUGAGCUUUGCGUUGAUGCGGGUGUGCGUGCAGAAAUGCUGCUGAGUCGCAUGGAACAAUACCAACUUCUUGGAGACGAUGAUUCAGAUGAAGAGGAAGACGAGGUCGAAGAGGUGGCUGAAGGUGUUGAGGUAGUGGAAAUAAGCCAGGAAGAAGUGCAAGGCGAUGAAUCGACCGAGAACCCAAAUUAUCUUUCUUCGAAGCUCACCUUCGACCGCGACCGAUUACUGGAUGAUUCUUCGAACGGAGUUAUGAUGGAGUGGGAGACAACUCUCAUGCGCAAAUCUGCGGAACUUUUGCUGCCGGCAGAAGGGCUCCGUGUACUAAACGUAGGCCACGGAAUGGGUAUUAUUGAUGGUAUUCUCCAGGAGAAGAAGCCAAAGGCUCAUCACAUCAUUGAGGCGCACCCGGACGUUAUCAAGCGCAUGAAAGAGCAGGGAUGGCACGAGAAGCCAGGUGUCGUCAUUCAUGAGGGCCGGUGGCAGGACGUUGUACCUGGUCUCGUCGAAAAGGGCGAGCUGUUCGACGCUAUCUACUUCGACACCUUCGCCGAAGAGUAUAAAGCACUACGCGAGUUCUUCACAGAACAUGUAAUUGGGCUUCUUGAUCCUGCCAGUGGUUCCGAUGGUGAAGGAGGCAAAUUCGGCUUCUUCAACGGCAUGGGAGCAGAUCGCCAGAUUGUCUACGAUGUUUAUAACAAGAUCGUUGAGUACGACCUAUUCGAAGCUGGCUUCGAUACGGAGUGGGAAACGAUUCCUGUGCCUAACCUGGAUGAGAAGGGCGAAUGGGAGGGUGUAAGGCGGAAGUACUGGGUGCUCAAUGAGUACAAGCUUCCAACGUGCAGUUUCAUCGGUUGA
Messenger RNA from Alternaria atra, 1224 nucleotides. RefSeq lists its product as uncharacterized. Gene Ontology annotation, biological process: peptidyl-arginine methylation. Bases 1 to 1224 code for a protein of 407 amino acids. The record is from RefSeq and is a predicted model, not a curated record. NCBI's taxonomy places the organism in Eukaryota, Fungi, Ascomycota, Dothideomycetes, Pleosporales, Pleosporaceae. The transcript has a single exon. Gene Ontology annotation, molecular function: protein arginine N5-methyltransferase activity. Gene Ontology annotation, cellular component: nucleus; cytoplasm.